AAAAGCACAACAAACGUUGACAGCAGGAAAAAGAAAAACAAGUUAGUUACCUUGACAGUAGUGAUACUAUGAUAUCCCAUGUGGAAUGUUUGCCUUAAUCUUAUAGCCCAGCCGCCAGUGACCUCACUGCUCCAUGUUCGUAGACUAAAGCUGGUUGUGUCUACGGAUGGGUUUGGCAGAUAAAUUUCCCCUCCAUCAUAAACAACUUACACCACACCCAACACAGCAUCGCAAUCAUGACAACGAACAUAUCACUCGAGACCACAAUGGGCUCGCUCACCCUUGAGCUCUACACCACCCACGCCCCUAAGACCUGCAAUAACUUCACCACCCUUGUCCGUCGCGGCUACUACGACAACACCAUCUUCCACCGCAUCAUCCCCAAUUUCAUGAUCCAGGGCGGCGACCCAACAGGAACGGGUCGCGGCGGAAGCUCUAUCUACGGCGAGAAGUUCGAGGACGAGAUCGAUCCGGGUCUCAAGCACACAGGCGCUGGUAUCUUGAGCAUGGCCAACGCAGGCCCCAACACAAACGGAUCGCAGUUUUUUAUCACGCUUGCGCCUACGCCUUGGCUUGAUGGCAAACACACUAUCUUUGGAAGGGUCAAAUCUGGCAUGAGUACUGUGAAGAGGAUGGGCAUGGUCAAGACUGGGUCUGAGGACAGGCCUAUCGAGGACAUCAAGAUUGUCAAGGCUCGCGUUGUAGAGGAGGAGGAGGAGGUCUAGAUAGAAAGCAUUCGCGGAGUGGAUUAGACAUCUCUAGCAUUGGCGUUCAGGAUUAAAAGUCACUAGUCACGAUCACGGUCACA
This is a messenger RNA of Fusarium oxysporum Fo47, 808 nucleotides long. RefSeq names its product cyclophilin-like domain-containing protein. Lineage: Eukaryota; Fungi; Ascomycota; Sordariomycetes; Hypocreales; Nectriaceae. Gene Ontology annotation, molecular function: peptidyl-prolyl cis-trans isomerase activity. Gene Ontology annotation, cellular component: catalytic step 2 spliceosome. The transcript is spliced from 2 exons. The record is from RefSeq and is a predicted model, not a curated record. Gene Ontology annotation, biological process: protein folding; protein peptidyl-prolyl isomerization. Bases 237 to 725 code for a protein of 162 amino acids.